UCGCGGGUGUAAAUACUGCUGCGUCUCCUGCAGGGGAGGGCAACCUGAGACUUGCGCACUCGCCUCGUCCAGGCAGCGCAGGAGCUCAGAGGCUUCCGUAGAGGGAGGGAGAAAGAUGGCGGCGGCAGCACUGGAACGUUUGGGUGCAUUAUGGAUGCAGAAUCUGAGGGGGAAGCUGGCCUUAGGCGUUUUACCCCAGUCACAUAUCCACACAACUGCAUCUCUGGACGUAUCUCGAAAAUGGGAAAAGAAGAAUAAAAUUGUGUAUCCUCCACAAUUGCCUGGUGAACCUCGGCGACCAGCAGAAAUCUACCAUUGUCGACGGCAAAUAAAAUACAGCAAAGACAAGAUGUGGUAUUUGGCAAAAUUGAUACGAGGAAUGUCCAUUGACCAGGCUUUGGCUCAAUUGGAAUUCAGUGACAAAAAAGGGGCCCAGAUAAUUAAAGAGAUUCUCUUAGAAGCACAAGAAAUGGCAGUGAGAGACCACAAUGUGGAAUUCAGAUCCAAUUUAUAUAUAGCUGAGUCAACCUCAGGGCGAGGCCAGUACCUGAAACGCAUCCGAUACCAUGGCAGAGGUCGCUUUGGGAUCAUGGAGAAGGUUUAUUGCCAUUAUUUUGUGAAGUUGGUGGAAGGCCCUCCACCUCCACGUGAGGCACCGAAGACGGCAGUCACCCAUGCCAAGGAGUAUAUUCAGGAGCUUCGUAACCGGACCAUUAUUCAUACUCUGUGAUGGGGGGGUUCAGAUUCCACAGUGUAUAUAUUUUGCCAUUUAUUUCCUAAAACGAGACAAAUUAAAGACAAAUGCUUUUUAUGA
This is a messenger RNA of Prionailurus viverrinus (fishing cat), 814 nucleotides long. RefSeq names its product mitochondrial ribosomal protein L22 (gene MRPL22). Gene Ontology annotation, cellular component: mitochondrial large ribosomal subunit; ribosome. The transcript is spliced from 7 exons. The coding region runs from base 116 to 730 and encodes 204 amino acids. Gene Ontology annotation, biological process: translation; ribosome assembly. Gene Ontology annotation, molecular function: structural constituent of ribosome. NCBI's taxonomy places the organism in Eukaryota, Metazoa, Chordata, Mammalia, Carnivora, Felidae. The record is from RefSeq and is a predicted model, not a curated record.